AUGUCUCCCAUAUCUGGUAGUGACUGCAUCACCCAGGACUGCAUGAGCACUGCGGGGUUGCGAACAAAUGGCAGUGUUCCCAUCAACAUCUUCCGCGGGAGUCAACGGGUGAACCUGCCUGUCGCUGCUGCUGCUGCUGCUGCUGCUGCUGCUGCUGCUGCUGCUGCUGCUCUGGAGGAAGACGAGGCAGAGAAGAGUUGUGGCCCCUCUGGAUUCUGGGAGGCCCUGACGCCCUGCAACGGCUGCCGUAACCUGGGUUUCUCCAGCCCCUCACAGGACUCAAAGCUUUCAGGAGAAAUCAUCACGUCACCGUCGCUGGACGUUUUCCUUCCGGAGGACGAAGACAACCCGUACGAGUCGGUGACGACCGCCGUUACACGCAAACCCUGCUCACUCGACAUCGACCACCGCUUCAACAGCAGCUCCCGCAACGGUCUCUUGUCCCAUGUAACAGUGAGUGAAGGGGAGCACGGUAACCGUGGCAACUGCUCAACGGGCCCCACUCCAGACCAAGCCCCUCUCCUGGACACGGCCCUGAGAACACUCCAGAGAGUCAUCCG
Messenger RNA from Solea senegalensis (Senegalese sole), 560 nucleotides. RefSeq names its product ankyrin repeat and sterile alpha motif domain-containing protein 1B-like. The transcript is spliced from 4 exons. The annotation marks the transcript as partial. Lineage: Eukaryota; Metazoa; Chordata; Actinopteri; Pleuronectiformes; Soleidae. The record is from RefSeq and is a predicted model, not a curated record.